GCGGCAAAAGAAUGACGUCGCAAACGAAAAUACGAGCUCCGUUCGGUUAUUUGUUGAACUAGUGUUGUUUGUGUGAGCGAAGGCGCUGUGAUGUUAUUGUGGCUUCGGUACCUCAAGCAGCUGGAGCUGGCGUGCGCCAGUGCCGCCGACAUGCCGCCAGGUGGCGCUGAACACGUCAAAACAAUCUGUGAAGACGAGGAAUGGGGAAACGAGAGCGAGGCGAUGCCUGGGGAACCUCGUACGCCGAGUUCGGGAGAGGAGAAGGCGGCCUCCAGUGGAGGAGCAUCGCCCGCCUCGGGGAGCUCGCCCGCAGCCUCCCCGCCGCGACUCCGACUCAACACCAGCCUCGCGACGGAUCCCGCGCUCGCGCCACAAGCCACGCCGCUCAAGCGGGAGCCUCCCUCCCCCUCACCUCCGCCAGCGCCAAAUUUACAAGCAAAAGACUACCUUGCAUUGACAGCAGCCGCUUUUCCCGCCAUUAUGCCUGCAACGACUCCCCCAGUAUAUAUGUGCAAACCUUGCGGUAUUCGCUAUUCUUCGCUAAGUACUCUCCAAGCUCAUCAGGAGCAUUAUUGUUCAAAUAGACGGGGUAAACUGGGCGAUGGUUCGGAGACUCCUGCAGAUGCCACGGUAGACGAAUCUAGUAGCGAAGCCAAAACACCACGGCCUCCUGGGAAACAAUACGCUUGUACCUACUGUUCAUACAGCGCUGAUAAAAAAGUAAGCUUAAAUCGACACAUGCGAAUGCAUUCAUCUUCACCUGUAAGUAGUGGCACCCCUGUACCCCCACCGGCUGCCAACGGCGAAACCACCGAAGGGCCCCCGGCACUAGACCGCUACUGUGCCGACUGUGAUAUUCGCUUCACUUCUAUCAAAACGUAUCGAGCGCAUAAAGCCAACUACUGCAGCACCAGACAAGUGGUCAAACAAGUUUUAGCUGCAGCGAGGGGAGGCUCGGCCACAUCGGGAUCGGCGCCACCGUCUCCAGGAGCAACGCCGCCUGCGCAAAACCAAUAUGCACUCGCGUUACCAACAAAUCCUAUUCUCAUAGUGCCGUACUCUCUUCUGAGAAGCGCAAGUACGCUACCGGGAGCAACCCUACCAGAUCCGGAUACACCAUGCUUUCUGUUACCAAACGGAACUUUUCAACCGCUAAGUCGAGCUUUACCAAAUAUGAACGCCGAUGGGAAGGACUCAGAGGUGUUAAAAUCCGCUAACCGACCGCGUGAAACUCCUCGAGACGGUGCCACGCCACUAGAUCUCAGCGUAAGACGUUCCCCUGAAUCUGUCGCUACGGAUGAACAAGAGAAAGAAAACAGGAUACGGUCUACUACGCCGGAACAAAUCGUAUGCGCUCCAUCUUUGCCGGGAUCUCCGGAAACACCGUCUCCAUCGAGGCGAUCUUCUUCUCCCGGCGGGGAAAGCUCCCCAAAAAGGCGGCGUCGCAAUUCUAGGGGCCCGACUCCGAAACCUCCGAGCGUAGCAUCUCCACCAGAAGAUAAGUUUAAUCCUCUAGUUCCACCGGCAAUUCUUCCACCAUCCCUAGCGCUACGUCUCGCUUCGGACCUUCCUGCAACGCCCGCAUCUCCUCAAGUUUUGAUCAAACAGGGCGUUUCUAAGUGUCAAGAAUGCAACAUAGUCUUUUGCAAAUAUGAAAAUUAUCGGAUCCACAAACGGUACUAUUGCUCCGCUGGUGGCGGCGAGGAGCGCGCGAGUCCGGCUCCACCGGAGCCUGGCCCGCCCCUACAGUAUCGUCAGCUGAUUUGCCUGGCUUGCGGCAUCCAUUUCAGUUCUUUGGAUAACUUGACGACUCAUCAGUCUUAUUAUUGCACAAAAAGAGAGACCCGAUCGCCUCGGAGCGCACCUGAAGUGACUAGGCCGAGUUCGGGUCCCGAAGGUGGAUGGAAGUGCCCCUGCUGCGAGGUGGUGUCGCCCACGGCGGUGGCAGCGCAACGGCACAUGGAGGCUCACGCUGGGGUUAAGGCGUUUCGCUGCACCAUCUGCCGGUACCGCGGUAACACGCUGCGGGGAAUGCGCACACACAUACGAAUGCAUUUCCGUGAGAAGCCAUCUGAUCUACAGGAAGAAAGCUUCAUAUCUUGCGUACUAGAAGAAGAGAGCCGUGAGACGACGUCGCCUAGUGGAGCGGCGGCGGGUGGCGCGACGGGCGGGCCGGGGGGCGCGGAGCGCGUGCAUCGCUGCAGCAGCUGCGCGUACACGUCCACGUACCGCGGUAACGUGGUGCGCCACGCGCGGCUGGUGCACGCCACAGAGGAGCCCGAGCCCGAGGAACAAGCUGCCCCGGUCCCCGUACUCGAAAUCAAAAAAGAACCCGAAACAGAAAUAGAAGAAACUCCCAAUCACUGCAAAUCGUGCAAUAUAUCAUUUAAAUAUGUGAACACAUUUAAUGCUCACAAGCAGUUUUACUGCCCAGCCGCGCAAGGCGCAGCGAAGUCGCGCAUUCAAGACUCCCACGCCAACAACAACAUGCCCGCACCACCCCCCGCGCGAGUCACUGACACGCCCGUACUAUAGACGUACAAAUGUUGCUAGUUUAGGAUAAUAGAAUAAAAAUCAAGUUGUUAAUAUAAGCCAGCUUUAUCACGUAUUCUUCCG
Molecule: messenger RNA, 2616 nt
Organism: Papilio machaon (common yellow swallowtail)
Lineage: Eukaryota; Metazoa; Arthropoda; Insecta; Lepidoptera; Papilionidae
Gene: ush
Product: zinc finger protein ush
Exons: 3
Coding region: 91-2535 (814 amino acids)
Biological process (GO): negative regulation of transcription by RNA polymerase II; cell differentiation; heart development
Cellular component (GO): nucleus
Molecular function (GO): RNA polymerase II-specific DNA-binding transcription factor binding
Source: RefSeq, a predicted model, not a curated record